This is a messenger RNA of Cyclocybe aegerita, 750 nucleotides long. Lineage: Eukaryota; Fungi; Basidiomycota; Agaricomycetes; Agaricales; Hemipholiotaceae. The record is from the annotation of a GenBank genome assembly.
AUGGUCGACCCUGAACUGGAGGCACUGCUCAAGGCCGCAGAAAAAGCAACCCCACCCACGUCAAAGAGGAAGAAACGCCAGCCAUACACAAAAGAUUUCAUGGUUGCUAUUCGCGGUCAGCUAGACCUCUCAACGCCCCUCCAUGCUGCCGUUUAUGCCUGCUUGACAACCACAUUCUGGUCAGCUGCCCGAGUUGGUGAGUUCACGGUCAAAAACCUGACAAGCUUCGACGCAAACAAACAUGUCAAACCCUCAAACGUUACAACCACGACAGACCAGAACGGCUUCGAAACAACCGAGUUCUUCAUCCCCUCCACAAAGUCUGAACCCACCAACGGAGAGACAGUCUCAUGGUCGAGACAGAACGGAGACACAGACCCGGAGACUGCAUUCCACAAUCACAUAGAUGUCAACUCACCGCCAAAUGGUGGCCACCUCUUUGCGUACAAAGUAGGCUCAGGAUACAAGCCACUGACAAAGCACAAGUUCAUUCAAAUUCUCACCACCGCAGCACGAGCAGUUGGCCUAGAGCCACUUCAAGGCCAUGGGAUCAGGAUUGGGUCAACACUCGAGUACCUCCUGAGGGGGAUUCCAUUCGAUGUGAUGAAAGCAAAGGGAAGGUGGGCAAGUGACGCCUUCCUCGUCUACCUCAGGAAGCAUGCCCAAAUCCUCGCACCAUACAUGCAAGCAGACCCAGUCCGCCAGGAAGAAUUUAUCAGGCUAACCAUGCCUCCACUACGCCGCCACUAA